GCAUCUGUGUUCUUUUGUCAAAAAGAAAAAAGUAAACGAAACGGCUGAAGUUGUUAUUGUUUUGCUAAAAAAUAUUCCUCUAAUUACGUUUUAUAUAAUGCAAUUAUGACUGCAAAACGAGUUCAUACAUCACAAUCGAAGUUUCAUCAACAAAUUACCGGGCCAUUUGAACUAUUUAGUGUACAAAUAAUUACGAUGUUUUUAGAUUUAUAAGUGCAGUAAAAUGUUACCUGUUUUGAUGUUCAAUAACAUGGAUGGGAGUUCUAACUCGUUAAAUAACAGUCCCGGUAGUAGUUUUAAUAGUUUUUACGAUGAAAGGAUACUGAAUUCCGUGAGGAGUAGGAAGAAAGUGAGUGAACUGCCCAAUUGUCCGGUUUGUUCGUGUACAAUCCGACAAGGCGAGUUAGAUUCUCAUUUGGCGUUGGAAGUAGAAAGAUUGCAAAAGUUAUCAAAUGGCAGUUCCAAGAGGAAAAUCAGCCAGACGUCUCCGAACAAUAGUUUAGCUGUUCCUGGGUCGAGUACCAGCUCGGAAGUAGUCGAAGAUCAGGAUGUUGACGUGUCGGGGUGCCUGGGAAGUGAUGUUUAUCAGCGAGCACACUCCAAUCGCCUCCGACGGCUGCGCGCGCGGCGCCGCGGCUCCCCCGCGCCGCAGCAGGGGGAGUGUCCUGUCUGCAACCUCACGCUGCCCACCUCCAGGUUACAGCGGCAUGCGCUCAGGUGUCUGAAGAGGACCGGAGCGGUGUUAGAUGAAGAUGUACCUGAUACUAGCUCGGAGGACGAGAGUAUUGAUGUUGAGAACGACGAGCCAGUAGCCGAAGAAGCAUCGGGCAGCGGGUUCGGGGCGGAGUACCAGUGGUGCGGCGAGUGGCGAGUGCGCGCCUCCGCGCUGCAGGAGCCUCCGCCGCGGGCCUCCGCCGCGCGCCGCGGCUCCAACGACCAGGCGCUGGUGGUUGACGGCGAUGAGGACACUGAACUCUAUGGACCGGCUCAGUACUCUCCGUCCAGUAUACAUCCUGAUGCUGAAAUCUCAAAAGUUGAGAGCAGUCAAGACGACAAUCUAGAGGAGAACGGUGAGACCUCGGGGAAUGUAGACGUGGAACAAAAUGGGGAAGAAGCGGCAUCAGUCUCCAAGUGCAAUGGGCUGGUUGAGGCUAGUGCGGAGACCAGGAUACAAGCAUUGAGAGCGAGAAUCAAAGAGCUUGAGAAAAAACAAAAUGGCGGUUCCGAGAGCAAAUGUCUGAUCUGUCUGGGGCCCUACACGUCUCCCGCUGUCUCCAUACAGUGCUGGCAUGUCUACUGCGAGGUGUGCUGGCUGCAAUCUCUCCGCGCCAAGAAAAUUUGUCCCCAAUGCAACGCCAUCACAACCACGCAGCAUCUCCGGAGAAUAUAUAUGUAAUAUAUAACUUUUAGAUUAUAUACAGUCUGUCUGUAAAGAGUAGAAAAUUAUUUUUUUUGUUUCAAUUUAAACGUUUAUUCAAGUUCAUCGAUUUCGCAUGCAUAUUCGGUUUCAUUCGGCGCUGUGACGCCGCGAAGCCUGGGUUCGGCGUAAAAAAUAUAUUCGGUUGUGAUUUCACAACCGGCCGCCUGACGUCAACCCUUCCCGGGAAUGCUAUUGUUGCCAAGGUUAUUUGUCCCUUAGUUCUAAGUUUGGUAACCUUUAAAUUUUUUUUUGUGGAAUUAAAAUGAGAAUCGUUCAACAUUCUUGUCGUAGCAAAAAAUAUAUAUGAAUGUUGCAGAAUAUAAACGUAACAAUUUUUCAAUAUGUAUUGUAUAAAUUUGGGUAAUUUUUCUAUAAACUGUAUAUAAUGACUAAAAUCUAUCUUUUUAAUUUAUUUUCUUUAUUCUUUGACUAUUUUCUAAUUUGUACUUUUCUAAAAAACUUGAACAAGGAGAUUUGUUUAAAGACAAAAUUGCUCAAAUUGUAUUUUUUGUAUAAUGUAUCUUAUGUUGGUUUAGUGGAAGCGUCUAAUAAAAGUAAAUAAUAUUACUUGAUUUUAUUGAUAUAGCUAUAAAUAAUUGAUAAGUACUACCACUGUUAUAAACUUCAGCUAUCUAUAUGCACUAGAUGUUGCCCGGGGCUUCGCUCCCGUGUGAAUUUAGCCUAUAGCAAUCUUGGAUAAUGAACCUUUCUAAUGGUGAAGAAUUUUUGAAAUGGGUUUGGUAGUUUCGAAGAUUACCCGCCUCGAACAUACAAACUCACAAACGCUCACCUCUUUAUAAUAAUAAUAUACAUUAAAACAAUAUAUGCAGAUGGCGCGAAAAAUUUUCAACCAAUAUACUAUUUCGCCCAAUCAUAACGCGCCAAGCUUGUUCGCUAUUCGUCGGGUAUUGUUUAUUAUUUUUUGUUGAUCUAGGCUAUUGGUUGCUAUUUACUCAAAUGCAUAUGGCACGAAUUAUUGAUUUUGGUUUAACAUCUAAUGUGAAGGCUAUAAGGUCGAUAUUUUAUUGAUUGUUUUUAUUAGGUUUGAGUCGUUAAGAUAUGAUUCUUCACCAUCGAACAUUGCCGAAGCGACAACAAACAUUUUGUUCUAAUAGAACUAUCUCAUAAUAUAAUUAUAACUAAUUGAACAAAACGUAGAAUUAUAUAAACGUGGUAGUACAUACUUUUAGGUGAAUAAGUUAUUAAAUUGUCUGUAUUAAAUAAGUUGCGACGCGAUCAGAAUGCGGUAAUAACGUCGUAAACAUUAAAACUUGUAAUCGUUCUGUGUUAAUAAAGUUUUUUUUUUAUAAGUAAUAUAAUUAGCGUUCAAAUCUUUAUUAUAUUAAGUUGUAUGGAUAUUUGAAACGCGUCGCUACUUUAAUGAACGUGAAAAUGGUUUCUUUCUAUUCAAAGACAAAAAAAUGGAAUCAAUUAUUAGAUUAACAUUGUUAGUUAAGUAUUACGUAGGCUUGUUGUUGAUAACAAGUGUAUUUGCCUUCUAUGAAGAUGUACAAUAAUAUAGCUAUAGGAAUAUAUUGUGAAUACAAUAUUUUCUACAUAA
This is a messenger RNA of Plodia interpunctella (Indianmeal moth), 2981 nucleotides long. RefSeq names its product ring finger protein 220 (gene RNF220). The coding region runs from base 224 to 1396 and encodes 390 amino acids. The record is from RefSeq and is a predicted model, not a curated record. The transcript is spliced from 8 exons. Gene Ontology annotation, biological process: protein ubiquitination. Gene Ontology annotation, molecular function: ubiquitin protein ligase activity. NCBI's taxonomy places the organism in Eukaryota, Metazoa, Arthropoda, Insecta, Lepidoptera, Pyralidae.